This is a messenger RNA of Belonocnema kinseyi, 573 nucleotides long. Its product is annotated as carbonic anhydrase 1-like. Gene Ontology annotation, molecular function: carbonate dehydratase activity; zinc ion binding. The record is from RefSeq and is a predicted model, not a curated record. The transcript is spliced from 5 exons. Gene Ontology annotation, cellular component: cytoplasm. The coding region runs from base 1 to 573 and encodes 190 amino acids. Lineage: Eukaryota; Metazoa; Arthropoda; Insecta; Hymenoptera; Cynipidae.
AUGGACGCCGCGCCUCAGGAAGAUGCGUUCAGUUAUAAGGAUGCCAAAAACUGGGUGAAAAAAUAUCCAGAAUGUUACGGAAAACAUCAAUCUCCCGUAAUUAUUGACGCUCGUAUGAAGGUUGUAGAACAUAUUGAUGAACAACUAACACCCACAAACUUUAAUAAAACUCCAAAGAAAAUGACCAUCAAGAAUACUGGGCACACUGUGGAAUUAAAAGCUGAUUGGACUGGAGAACCUCCGAAAAUUAAAGGCGGACCCCUUGUUGGAAAUUACGUAUUUGAUAAAAUUACUUUUCAUUGGGCCCAAAAAGAGUGGUCUGAGGGAAUUGGUGUUAAUGAUGAGCCAACUAUGAUAGAAAUGGAGAUGCAUUUGUUUUUUUACAAAGAAGAUUUGAAAUCAUUCGAGAAUGCUCAAUCAAAAAAGGACGGUCUGGCAGCAUUUAAAGUAUCGUUUAAGACCGGACUGGGUGAUCACGACGAUGAUUUGUUUGGCAACCUGGAAAAAAAUUUACGUAAGGUGCAAUCCCAAAAUUCAACAGCAGCUAUAGAUACCCCCGAUCCCCAUAUUUGA